AUGCAGACAACUUCAGUUCGUAACGACGGUGGGGAGUCGACAGGCAUUACUCUUCUGGAUUAUGUUCCUCUGGCGGAUGGCAAUCUGCUGCACAUGUUGCAACCAGAGCGGGCAACCAACCUUAUAUUCACGUGGCUCGAGAUAGUGGCACAUCGAGAAAGAUGUGUUGCCUCACCUGAUCCCUUGAACGCGGUGUCUCAGGAGGCCCCACCUCCACCACAGGGCAGGAAGGCGGGUGGCCAACAGGCCAACGCCGGGAUGCUCUGCUCUGCCCGAGCCACCCAACAUCUCGCCAAUCUCCAAUACAACGUCGAGUUGACGAUGAAUGUAGUUCUGUACAUCUGCAUCACGGCAGUGAAGACACUGCGUCACUGCCUCCUGCUCAAUUGCAUGGCGAAUCAGCUGCGUUACCCAAACUCGCACACGUACUACUUCUCCAACACGCUUCUCUGCCUGUUUGCGGAGCAGUCGAAGGAGCGGAUGAAAGAGCUGAUUAGUCGUGUGUUGAUGGAAUCAGGCGCCUAA
Molecule: messenger RNA, 525 nt
Organism: Mesocestoides corti
Lineage: Eukaryota; Metazoa; Platyhelminthes; Cestoda; Cyclophyllidea; Mesocestoididae
Source: the annotation of a GenBank genome assembly